Cuscuta campestris is the source of this 1644-nucleotide messenger RNA. The record is from the annotation of a GenBank genome assembly. NCBI's taxonomy places the organism in Eukaryota, Viridiplantae, Streptophyta, Magnoliopsida, Solanales, Convolvulaceae.
CUAAUCCCCAAGUUAGGCCCAAGCCCACAUAGAGAAUUAGGGCCGGCUAAAUUAAAAAACCUAAUUUACUGCCAUAUGGGUCGAACCAAGACUAGGGCCGGCUGCCCUUCUUGCUCGAGCCUCCACACUCAAUUCGCCCAACAAAAGCAUGACAAUAUUUCCAGAUCAAGUGUUGAAGCACAGUAUCAGGUUGUGGCUCUUAGCUGCAAGCACCUCGAGACAUGGAAUGAUUUGUUAAAAGUUAGGAAUGAAGGUAGGUUAUUUCAGAAGUUGAAGUUGCCGAGAGAUGCUGAUUUGAGGGCUCAAGUUAGAAGGCUUUAUUCACUUCUCACCAUCAAGGACUCUGCUCACAAUAUGCCAAGGAAUCUUGAGGCCAGACGUCGGCUGGAAUUCUUCAUGAACUCCCUUUUCAUGGAGAUGCCAGUAGCAAAACCUGUUCGUGAGAUGCUGUCCUUUAAUGUGUUCACACCAUAUUACUCUGAGACUGUCCUGUACAUCAUGUCUGAACUCCUUAAAAGAAAUGAAGACGGGAUCUUUACUUUGUUUUACCUACAAAAGAUAUAUCCAGAUGAGUGGAGAAACUUCCUUACUCGGAUUGGCCGUGAUGAAAACACAUCAGAAUCAGAUCUUAGUAAUAAUGCCAAUGAUAUUCUUGAAUUGCGUUUUUGGGCUUCAUACAGAGGGCAAACAUUGGCUAGGACUGUGGGUGGAAUGAUGUACUACCGAAAAGCUCUCAUGCUUCAAGCAUAUUUGGAAAGUGUGGCAGCUCAAGGUUAUCAUAUACGAGAUGAAAUUCUGAGGCUGCAAUUUCACAGAGCAACUGAUACCCAAGGUUUUGAGUUGUCUCUUGAAGCAAGAGCUCAAGUAGAUCUCAAAUUUACCUAUGUAGUUACCUGCCAAAUAUAUGGGAAACAGAAAGAGAAUCAAAAGCCUGAGGCUGUGGAUAUUGCAUUACUAAUGCAAAGAAAUGAAGCACUUCGAGUUGCUUUCAUUGAUGAGGUUGAGACAUUGAUUGAAGGAAAAGUGCACGAAGAAUACUUCUCGAAACUUGUGAAGGCUGACAUCAAUGGGAAAGAUAAGAACUUGCAAGGUGCGUUACUUUGCCACUCUACGCAUGGUUUUUAUGUUGUCCACUAUUUGACCUUGGAAAGGGGUGAUCGGAGUAAGCGAUGAUGCAUCACGCCGACAGAUCUGAGAUUUAAUGGAUAAAAUGGUAAAUAGAAAUUAUGAAUAAAUAUCUGAGAUUUAAUGGAUAAAAUGUGUGUUCACACCAUAUUACUCUGAGACUGUCCUGUACAGUAUGUCUGAACUCCUUAAAAGAAAUGAAGACGGGAUCUUUACUUUGUUUUACCUACAAAAGAUAUAUCCAGGGUUGAGAGAAUAUAUGACGAGAUUCAGAGAAGCAUAGCUAAUAGGAGCAUACUUGUUGAUAUUGAAUUGAAUAAGCUACCACUAAGGAUUCAGAAAGUUACUGCACUGUUGGGAAUACUGGUUUGUAUUUGAAGUUCCAUCCAUUGCAGAUCAUUUGUUUUGUUGUGCAUGUACAUAUGGCGUAGUUUCAAUUCUCAUACAACAGGGAUGCCUGUUACUCUCCUAUUACUGGUACACUGCAUAUAUAAAGAUCAAUAUAAUGGGCCUAGGCUU